GUACGAAAGAGCCCUAACAAAGACAGAUCGUUGACAUACGAGAAUAUCGUAAAUGAAAAAAUGAAGAUAAAAGAAGAGUUAGAAACGAAAUAUUCGGACUUCACAAUUGAACAAAACGACGAAAAAUUUAAAGUUGAUUUUAAAAAUUUCAAGAAAGAAUUUAACACAGAUGUGAAGUGUUCUAAAACAAUUAAAUCAGAACCUUUAGAGAUAAAUAUUAAAAGAGAACCAAUUUCCACAAACGACACAAAUGGAUCCUCUGUUUGGAGUCAUUCUGGUUAUAAAAUCGAAAGAGAUAUCAAGAAAGAAGAAGUAAAAGAUAAUUUUGAUGUAAAACAUGGAAUAAAAUCAGAAUUUAAAGUUGAUUUGAAAAAAUUGAAGAUUGAAGUAAAGACUGAAGAUUAUAAAGAGGAUGUUCAUUUCCCAGAUGAUGAUGAACACGUAUUGCCUGUCAACAAUGAAUUCUUCACUCCGGACGAAAACUUUAACAGGGAUGAAGUGAACAUCCAAAUUCAGGAGGAAGAGCACAUUCAGGAAUUUAAUAUUCACCAGAAUUCAGAAAAAGAAAAAAGUUUUAAAUAUAAUAUCAGAACAAAGAAGAACAUUCCUUCGAGUAGAAAAUGGAAUAAAAUUCAUGAUAAGAUCAAAAGGAAAUAUUUUAAAGUGAUGUUCGCAUUUCAUUCUAAAGAAGAAUUUACGUGUGAAUUAUGUAAACAGACAUUUACAAAUAAGAGAAUAUUAGAAACACAUCUGUUCUGUCAUAUCAGAAAAAAGCCAUUUUGCUGCAAAACCUGCAAUGAGAAGUUUUUGUGGCAAUUUCUUUUGCGAAGACACAUGAAAGAACACCAAACUGAAAAUAAAAACGAAAUCUCUGAUAUGAAUUUACAUUUGCAGCCAUCUGGAAAUCGAGUGAAGUUAUCUCUAAGAAAUAGUAAAAAAUUUAAUAUUCAGAGGAAAAACGACAUUUGUGGUAAGCGCGUACAAUAUGGUAAAAGCUGUUUAGAGAUACAGAAGAGAAUACAAAAAGUUCAUGCCUGCAAAAUAUGUGGACAAGAAUUUAAAUUGAAAUGCCUAUUGUUACGUCAUGGAGCACGACAUAAUGAAGAACGUCCUUUCAAAUGCGAUAUUUGUAAUAAGGGUUUUAAAAGCAAAAUAGAAGUAAAAAUUCAUCAAGAAACUCAUAGCGAAGAACGUCCUUUCAAAUGCGAUAGUUGUAAUAAGGGUUUUAAAAGAAAAGUUGCACUAAAAAGGCAUCAGGAAACUCAUAGUGAAGAACGUCCUUUCAAAUGCGAUAUUUGUAAUAAGUGUUUUAAACAGAAAUGUGUACUAAAAAGCCAUCAAAAUAUUCAUAGUGAAAAACGUCUAUUCAAUUGCGAUAUUUGUAAUAAGGAUUUUAAAUUGAAAGGUCAACUAAAAAACCAUCAAAAUAUUCAUAGUGAAGAAUGUCAUUUCAAAUGCGAUAUUUGUAAUAAGGGAUUUAAACAAAAAUAUACCUUAAAAAUGCAUUACAAAACUCAUAGUGAAGAACGUCAUUUCAAAUGCGAUAUUUGUAAUAAGGGAUUUAAACAAAAAUAUACCUUAAAAAUGCAUUACAAAACUCAUAGUGAAGAACGUCCUUUCAAAUGCGAUAUUUGUAAUAAGGGAUUUAAACAAAAAUAUACCUUAAAAAUGCAUUACAAAACUCAUAGUGAAGAACGUCCUUUCAAAUGCGAUAUUUGUAAUAAGGGAUUUAAACAAAAAUAUACCUUAAAAAUGCAUUACAAAACUCAUAGUGAAGAACGUCCUUUCAAAUGCGAUAUUUGUAAUAAGGGAUUUAAACAAAAAUAUACCUUAAAAAUGCAUUACAAAACUCAUAGUGAAGAACGUCAUUUCAAAUGCGAUAUUUGUAAUAAGGGAUUUAAACAAAAAUAUACCUUAAAAAUGCAUUACAAAACUCAUAGUGAAGAACGUCCUUUCAAAUGCGAUAUUUGUAAUAAGGGAUUUAAACAAAAAUAUACCUUAAAAAUGCAUCACAAAACUCAUAGUGAAGAAAGUCUUUUCAAAUGCGAAAUUUGUAAUAAGGGUUUUAAUAAAAAAAGUAUACUAAAAAAGCAUCAAAAUAUUCAUAGUGAAGAACGUCUUUUCAAAUGCGAAAUUUGUAAUAAGGGUUUUAAUAAGAAAAGUAUACUAAAAAACCAUAAAAAUAUUCAUAGUGAAGAACGUGCUUUCAUUUGCGAUAUUUGUAAUAAAAGAUUCCAACAAAAAAAUGACUUAAAAAGACAUUACAAAACUCAUAGUGAUAAACCUUUUUUUAAUUGCAAUAUUUGUAAUAAGGGUUUUAAACAGAAAGAGGAACUAAAAACGCAUAAAAAAACUCAUAGUGAAGAACGUCCUUUUAAAUGCGAUAUUUGUAAUAAGGGUUUUAAAUGGAAAUUCCAUCUAAAAAACCAUCAAAAUAUUCAUAGUGAAGAACGUCCUUUCAUUUGCGAUAUUUGUAAUAAAAGAUUCAAACAAAAAAAUGACUUAAAAAGACAUUACAAAACUCAUAGUGAUAAACGUGCUUUCAUUUGCGAUAUUUGUAAUAAAAGAUUCCAACAAAAAAAUGACUUAAAAAGACAUUACAAAACUCAUAGUGAUAAACCUUUUUUUAAUUGCAAUAUUUGUAAUAAGGGUUUUAAACAGAAAGAGGAACUAAAAACGCAUAAAAAAACUCAUAGUGAAGAACGUCCUUUUAAAUGCGAUAUUUGUAAUAAGGGUUUUAAAUGGAAAUUCCAUCUAAAAAACCAUCAAAAUAUUCAUAGUGAAGAAAGUCUUUUCAAAUGCGAUAUUUGUAAUAAAGGUUUUAAAUGGAAAGUAUAUCUAAAAAGCCAUCAAAAUAUUCAUAGUGAAGAACGUCCUUUUAAAUGCGAUAUUUGUAAUAAAGGUUUUAAAUGGAAAGCGCAACUAAAACCCCAUCAUAAAACUCAUACUGAUGAACGUAACUAUUCUUCUCAGGUAUGUAACAAAACUGUUUAAAACCAAAGAAAAAAAAUGUUUAAUAAUUCAUAAAAUCGUCUAUAAUGAGAAAUUUAAUCAUACUUUUGAUAUAUUAAACAAAUAUUUUUAAACAGAACAUUAUUUGCCACGUCAUGAAGUAAUAAAUAAUCAAUUUGAUCAUACGUAAUACGUACAACUCCCAACGUGUUGAAGGUGUCACGUGAUACUAUUUCACACACUGACGUGAAAAUGGUAGUUUCAAGUUUUAACUCACGUGGUUUCCUUUUUCACGAUGUGAGUUGCUACUCACGUUGAGUUGACAUGUGAGAUCGCUACAAGAAUGUGAAAAUGGUUAACGGAUACGCAAUUCCUAUCGCUAUAGAAGAGUUAGAAAGAGCGGGAAGACGUCUGAGAAGGCGACGAAUUUUUCGACCACCAGUAGAUGCCAUUUUUUUCGU
Molecule: messenger RNA, 3413 nt
Organism: Centruroides sculpturatus (bark scorpion)
Lineage: Eukaryota; Metazoa; Arthropoda; Arachnida; Scorpiones; Buthidae
Product: zinc finger protein 271-like
Exons: 6
Coding region: 61-2994 (977 amino acids)
Source: RefSeq, a predicted model, not a curated record